Molecule: messenger RNA, 3549 nt
Organism: Cokeromyces recurvatus
Lineage: Eukaryota; Fungi; Mucoromycota; Mucoromycetes; Mucorales; Mucoraceae
Exons: 6
Molecular function (GO): catalytic activity
Source: RefSeq, a predicted model, not a curated record
AUGAGCAAUUACAACAAUGUCGACAUAACAUCAAUCUUGAAACAAAUUGCCAGUCUCACGGCAAAGGUAAGUCAGCAGGAAGUGCUUUGGGAACGAUUUGCCGCCUUAGAGGAGACUAUUGCCGCCCUAAAUACCAAAAAUAAGGCCCUUGAGCAAGAAAAUGCUGCCCUCCGUGCCCGUCUGGCCGAAGCCCCCGCCAGACCCGCUGCCACUCCCGCUAGAGCUCCUGCCGCCACCCCAGCCGUCCCUGCCGCCACACCUGCUGCCUCUAUUGAACAAGGUACUGAAGCAUCCAUGUGGAGCACUGUUGUUGCACGUCGCCCCAAGGCUACCAAGGGUCCCGCUAAGCCACCUGCAGGUAAGAAGGUGACAGUAAAGCGCCGUGAAGCCAUCGUCCGUGGGUUCAAUGAAGUCUCUGGCCCCUCUGGAUAUACAACAGUGUAUAUCAACCGUUCCCGUCGCUUUACUAAGACUGAAGUCCGACGUAAUCUUCGCCUUCUUGGUGCCGAGCCUCGCCGCAUCGUUGAUGUCUCUUUCCCGGCCCGUAAUAUAAUCGGUCUCUUGAUCCACCGUGGUUUCGAAGAAGCAUUUGAAGGUCUUCUUGCAAAAGCCAAGAUUGCUACUAUAAAGGACUUUGAUCCUUUGGAUCCCAUCAAUGUUGCUGACCCCAAAUACAAAGAUAUGGACACUGACUCUCGUUUCACUGUUGCCUUGCGCCUACAGAAUCAACAGUACAUUCAACUUGGCUGGGUCUCGGAGGAAGACCUCCACUCAUUGGGUCCUCGCAAUCCUUUGGCCUCUUGGGAUGACGUAGAUAGAUCUUCUGCUGCUCCUGCUUCUUCACCCACUGACACCGAAAUUGAUUCAUCCACUCCUUCUCGUCCUUCCUUUCCUUCUACUGUCUCUCCUUCUCCUCCUCUGCUUCCUCUCAACAUCGGCCUCUGGAAUGCCAAUGGUCUCCAAGCUUCCUCGGUCGAUGAUCUCCUCCGUCACUGCCAGAUUUCUCACUCAUCCUCAUCACUGAAACCUGGCUGCUUCCUCCAUCUCGUCUACCUACCUCUUGGGAACAACACCACCUUAUGGUACUCCUGUUGCUGGCAACUUUCGUGGGUCCAUGGGUGUGUCUUGCCUUGUCUCUCCUUCUUGUCCUCUGCCUGUGUUCCAAAUACCAGUGCAAAGUUCUAUGCUCUCGGCCUUCAAUUGGAAGUUGUCUCUGUCUUUGACUCCCUUCCUUUGUCAACUGACACUAUCAUUUGCGGUGACUUGAAUGCUCGUCUUGGUGACAUCACUGGUGAUGGUACUUCCAACACUCGCGGCAACCUCUUGCAACAAUGGUGUGAAGAGCAUUCUCUGUCCAUCCUGAAUGCCUCUCUCUCCCAUGGAGUCCCUACCUUCCUUUCCUUCCGUCAUGGUCGUCAAGUAAGCAGCAUUGUCGACUACUUCUUGACCAAUAUCCCUUCCAUCACCACCAGUCCUUCUUCUUCCCUCCUUAUCAGGUCUGAUCUCUCUCUUGGCUCUGACCAUAAACUGAUGUCCCUCUCCUUUGACCUCUCAGUCCCUGUGGCUACUCCUUCCUCUCCUCCAUCUGCUUCUUCUUCCUGUCCUCGUCGUCUUUGGCACUUGUCUCGGCUGGCCGAACCUGAUGUUAAGGAUCUGUACAUUGACCGUUUCUCCUCUCUGUCUUCUCCUCUGUCAGAUGAACUGGAUUCUCUUCUCUCUAGUCCUUCUCUGUCCUGUCCAAACAUUGAUAGCCUUAAUGGCUCCCUCAAUGCAGCUAUAUACUCGGCGUUGGAUUCUUCGGUUGGCACCCGUACUCCUCGUCCGUCUCAUUGGAAGCACUUUUGGACUCCUUCACUACAGAAAGCAGCAGACCUUCGUGAACGAUGUUAUCGUAAGUGGCGUCAUUCCUCUGGUCUUGACAAGGUCUUUUGGUGGAAUCAACACAUAGCAGCACAUGCAAAGUUCAAGCAGGAUCUUCGAACAGCAAAGCAACUCUCUUGGCGCGCCUUUUGUAAUGCGUUAGAAGCUUCUGACAUGUCAACUGCUCUGAAGAAGGUGAAACAGUUGAAGUCUCGCCGUUCUCGUUCUGCUGGCUUCGUUCAUCCAGACGGUCCUUCUGCUGGUGCUCAAGUCAUGCGUGACCAUUUAGCUUCUGUGUACUCUGGGUCUGGUCUACCCAUCACUCGCCCUCCUCCUCUUCCUUCUUCUACCUCUUCUUUGCCCUUUGUGGUCCCUGAAGAUGCUUCUCCCUCUUCGUCGUCCCUUGUCUUGCCUUCUUUCGAAGCUGUUCACUCUUUGCUUUCGUUGGGCCUCACUCCUUCUCUUUGGCGACAAGCCCAUGUUGUCCCCAUUCACAAAAAGGGUAUGUUACCGAUCCUGCUAACUUCAGGCCAAUCUCCCUCACUUCAUCAUGAGAAAGCUCUUCGAGAUGUGUCUCUCUUCUUUUGUUGUCUCUGUCUCUCCUCCCUUGAUGUCGCCCAAGGUGGAUUCCGUCCAAACUGUGGAACUCUCUGUUGGCGUCUUCUGCCCACUUUCUCUCGUCUCUCUUUUGUCAAUUUGUUCGAUAACGUUGAAGUCUCUGUCUUGUUGUCCAACAAUGUGUCUCUUCCUUUCUCCCCUUGUACAGGUGUUCUCCAAGGUUCUGUUCUCAGUCCUCACCUGUACUCGGUUUACAUUAACUCUCUUGCUCCUCUUCUGCGUUCUGCAGCUUCCCCUCGGACUGCUUCUGUCCUAUCCUCCUCUCCUUCCGACCCCAUUGUCCCUCCCUGGUAUCCCGUCACAAUGCCAGCGGUUCCUUCUCCCACUCCUGUCAACUGCCUGCUGUACGCCGAUGAUGUGGCACUCAUUGGCUCUGCUCGUGAAGUCCAGACAAUGCUACAACUCUCGGAGUCUCAUUCUGCUUCCCUUGGGUACAGGUGGUCACCUCCAAAGUGUGCUGUUCUCAAUCCUCCUUCCGCCACUUCCUCUACCUCUGUGACCUUGUCACUCUAUAGUGUGCCUCUCCCUGUCGUCGAAGAGUUUAUAUACCUUGGUGUCCCCUUCCGUCGUGCAGGCAUCUCCUCCCCUACCAUCGUUACUAAACGCAAACCUGGCACUAUGCUCCAGAUGUCUCAGUUGAACGCACUUGGUGCAAAUCGUUCUGGCUUCUCCCUCUUGUUCUCCUCUCGCCUGUACGCCUCCUCCGUCAGACCCAAACUUGAAUAUGGCCUCGCCAUUUCCCAACUUCGUGGUGUUGACUACACAGCAUUGGAGAAGGUCCAAAAUCGUUGCUUGCGAAUGAUCUUCGGUGGCCAUGGCACCUCCUCAACAACUGUCUUUUGUCAUUUGACCAAUUUGCCGUCAAUGCGUUUCCGAGCAGAUACUCUUGUGGCAAAGUUCUGUCUUCGUGCCCGAGGCCUACCCCCUGACUGUCUUCUUUCUCUCCUCUCCUCCUCUUUGUCCUCACCUACCCUCUCUUCUCUUUGUGGUCGUCCCCUGGCUCGUGAUAUGCCUGACUCUCUUGGCUCUCGUGGUCACCCUGUCUCCUUUUGGCUACGUCGAUAUCGUCAG